ACAAUUCCGGGCGAAUCAUUUUCGACAGAAAGAGUAUGGAUCGUGACAACACAGUGAAAAGAAAAACGAAUCCAAGAGUAACGGCAAAUAUUUUCACAUUGGUGACGUUUUUAUACACUCUAAAAACAUACAUAAAAGGAUUUACCAAAGGUCUAGAAAUCAACGAUGUAUAUGAUGUGUUACCCGACGCUCAUUCAGGAAAAUUGUGUCAAAAAUUGGACCACUAUUGGGAAAAAGAAAAAAAGACGAAGGACUCUCCAUCUAUAUGUCGCGCUGUGUUCUUUUGUUUUGGAAGAACGUUCCUUCUCGUAGGAAUUAUUCAGUUCGUGGCUGAAACCUUUAACACGAUUUGGUCACCCGAAGCUCUCUCUAAACUCAUUUCUUACUUCAAUCCUGGCCAAACUAAUCUGACCAAGGAAGAUGCUAUUUAUUAUGCCUGUUUGGUUAUAGGAAUCAACUUAACAAUGUCUAUAGUGAGAUCUAAUUUUGACAUUAUUUUGGCAGCUCUUUCACUGAAAGCAAGGGCCGCAAUUGCUUCACUGCUUUACAGAAAAUCGCUGAAAGUGAGUUCUGAGUCACUGUCGGAUGUCACGGCAGGGAAAAUCGUGACUAUCUUGUCGAAAGAUACCGACAUUUUAGAAACGUUCUUUUCUUCAGGAAAUGGGAUUUGGAUAGCUAUGAUACAGACUUGUGUCAUCUGCUACUUAAUCUAUCAAAAAAUAGGAUUGGCGUCUUUUGCUGGAAUAACGUUUUUCCUGGUGGUCUUCCCCCUUCAAGUGUAUAUCGGAACUUUGACAUAUAGUUACAAACUGAAAUGCAGCCAAAAGACAGACGAGCGUUUGAACCUAAUUCGUGAAGUUCUCUCAGCAAUUAAAAUCAUCAAAAUGUACACCUGGGAAAAAUUUUUCGAAGACAAAAUCAGCGAUGCCAGAAAAAAAGAACUGAGGAAACUGCACAAGUUGUUCUACACCAGAGUUUGGAUAAGCAUAAUUGGUAAUCUUGCCUCAAAAACCGCGUUCUUCCUCUUCGUGAUGACUUACGUAUGGACGGGUCAAAAUGUGUCCGCUGAAACCGUGUACUACAUUUUGAGUUGCUUCAACGACUUACAAGGUUCACUUAGUGACCAAAUUCCGUUCGGAUUUUCACAGUUUGCUCAACUGUUUGCAAUAGCUACGAGAAUUGAAAGUGUAAUGAAAGCACCAGAAUUACCAACAAAAAAGACAAUCACAGAUUCAAAGCAAGCAAAAGUUUGUUUUAACGAUGUAGACGUCACCAUUCAUGAUACUAAAGUUUUGGAAAACAUAUCGUUGGAUAUUAGUGACGGUCUUAACGUCGUUGUUGGUCACACUGGUAGCGGAAAAACCACACUUUUGAAAACAAUUUUGGGAGAGUGUCAAACUACAGGAAAGAUUGACGUUUGUGGAAAAAUUUCUUACGCGUCACAAGAACCUUGGCUCUUUCCUUCCACCAUCAAAAAUAACAUCCUGUUUGGAGAAGAAUUCAACCAAAACCGCUAUCACCAAAUUCUCGAAAUUUGUAGUCUAGAUUACGACUUAGAUUUACUGCCUGAAGGUGAAAACACAGUUGUGGGAGAAAGUGGUAUCAAUCUGAGCAAAGGCCAACAAGCUAGAAUAAAUCUAGCACGAGCUUUAUACAGAAAGAGCGACAUAUACUUACUGGAUGAUUGUCUUGCUUCUCUAGAUGGUAAUGUAAGUGACAGCGUUUUCCAAAAAUCCAUUUGCGAGUUUCUCGAGGACAAGAUACGCAUUUUUGUGACCAGUAGCACCGAUUAUGCACAAAGGGCAGAUAAAGUCAUUGUUGUGAAUUCGAAAUGUGUUAAAUUCGGCGACGAUGUCGACAAGACUCAAGUUUCAUAUAGAUUUGACAACAUAGAUGGAUCUGCUAGGUUAAAUUCAACAGAAACUCAUGAAGAGGAUUCUUUGGAAAAACAAAUCUACCACGAGGAGAAAAAGUCUGGAGUAGUUCCUCUGAAUGAUUAUCUCACCUACGUAAAACAUGGUGGAGGUCCUAUACUGUUUACUUUGAUAGUGUCCCUUUUUGUUUUGAGCCAAUAUGCGACUAGCUACAGCGACAAACUUUUGAGUACUUGGAUUACUCUAGAACAAAAUUUAACAAAUUUGAAAGAACUAAAUGAAACUGAUAAUCUAGAGUAUGGUAAUCUUUACAUAGAGAGACAACAUGAAUUGGGACUUUAUACUACAAUGGUCCUUACGUCUAUUCUGUUCGUUGUGAUCAGGUCCUUUUCGUCCUUCCAUUUCGUCCGAAUGGCUUCUAUCAGCAUCCAUAAAGCCAUGGUUCGCAAUAUCAUGAACAGCACCAUGAAAUUUUUUGAUACAUUUUUUAUUGGCAAUGUUUUAAAUCGGUUUACUAAGGAUUUUGUGACCGUGGAUGAAACUUUGCCUUUUGUGGCUAUGAAUUGCUUUACGUUAAUUUUUACUGUGUCCGGAGGAAUAAUCCUUCUAACUACAGUUAAUUACAUAUUUCUAAUCGAAAGUCUUUUCUUUUUGGUAGCUGCGUGCUUAAUAAAACAAUUUUGUCAACCUACGGGUCGCAAUUUGGAACGACUUCAUAUGAUCUCAAGAAGUCCUCUAACCGGUCACCUUAAUUCAACUUUGGAAGGUCUGAUAACAAUAAGAUCCAGCAAUGCUCAGGAAAUCGUUACAAACGAGUUUGACAGACACCAGGAUCUUUUCACUUCUGCGCUUUUCAUGGUAAUCAGCAAUUUUGCAGGUCUGGCUAUUUUCCUAGAAUAUAUUUCCAUAGUUUUCACCAGUCUGAUAAUUUUCCAGUUACUACUAACAGACACUGGCUCUAGCAUUGGUGAUGUUGGACUAGCCAUAACCCAGGCAUUCUCCAUCACCGGCAUAAUCACAUCAGGAAUCACCAGUAUCGCAGACUGUGAAAACCUAAUGGUUUCAGUCGAAAGAGUUCUGGAAUUUACGAAACUAGAAGAGGAGGAUAAAUCUGGAAAAAAUUUGAGCAGUUGGCCAAAACUUGGUUCCAUCAGUUUCAACGACGUUGCUCUAACUUACAACGACACCAAGAUGUUAAGAAACAUCAAUUUUGACGUAAACGCGAAAGAGAAAGUUGGUAUUAUCGGUCGAACUGGCGCUGGAAAAUCCUCAAUAAUCACAAGCCUAUUUCGCAUUUACCAGACACAAGGAAAAAUCGCCAUAGAUGAAGUCGAUAUUAACCACGUUUCUUUAAAGUGGCUUCGAUCAAACAUUUCACUCAUCCCUCAAGACCCUUACUUGUUUCCAGGAAGCAUACGAGAAAAUUUAGAUCCUAUGGAGCAAUAUUCAGACGAAGAGAUAUGGAAAGUCCUAAAGGAACUACAUCUAGAUGCUGUAAUUAAAGAGUUGGGUACUAGAAUCGACAAAGGAACUACUUUCAGUACUGGUCAGAAGCAGCUGUUGUGUUUUGCACGUGCGAUCCUUCGCAAGAACAAGAUCGUGAUUCUGGAUGAAGUGACAGCCAAUGUUGAUAAAGAAACAGAAGUGUUGAUUGAAGAAAUAGUUCAAAAACAAUUUAAAGAGUGUACUAUGUUAAUUGUUGCUCAUAAAUCGUUAGCUGUUUUAAAUUGUACCAAAAUAAUGGUGCUGAGUUCUGGUAGGAUAAGCGAAUUUGAUGAACCGAAUAAGCUAUUCCAAAAUGAAAAGAGUUUCAUUCAUUAUAUCAAUUAGUAGGUUGUUACUUACUUAGCUUGGAUGAUACAUGUCGUGUUUUAGAUUUUAUUUUUUUAAUUUAUGUUUUGUUUAAAUAAUUUAUCUAAAUAAACUCUACUGCCUCAUCGUUGCAAAACAAUGUUCAUAAUACCCACUAAGUGUAAAUAAACUAUGAGACAAAAGCGUGUAAACUAAACUCUAUCUUCUCUGCAAUAAAUUAUAUUUUUGAUCGUAAA
Molecule: messenger RNA, 3922 nt
Organism: Zophobas morio
Lineage: Eukaryota; Metazoa; Arthropoda; Insecta; Coleoptera; Tenebrionidae
Product: probable multidrug resistance-associated protein lethal(2)03659
Exons: 9
Coding region: 36-3704 (1222 amino acids)
Biological process (GO): transmembrane transport
Cellular component (GO): membrane
Molecular function (GO): ATP binding; ATP hydrolysis activity; ABC-type transporter activity
Source: RefSeq, a predicted model, not a curated record